Messenger RNA from Dreissena polymorpha, 1567 nucleotides. RefSeq lists its product as uncharacterized. The coding region runs from base 8 to 1426 and encodes 472 amino acids. The record is from RefSeq and is a predicted model, not a curated record. NCBI's taxonomy places the organism in Eukaryota, Metazoa, Mollusca, Bivalvia, Myida, Dreissenidae. The transcript is spliced from 2 exons. Gene Ontology annotation, molecular function: protein binding.
GGAUUAUAUGCGAAACAUUAUCCUCUGCAGCGACGUUUAUCUUGCGAACCCAGCCGGUGUGUUUUGCUACGCUUGUGUUACAAAUGGCGAGAUGGACGGUGAUUCAAAGUUAAAUAUUGUCAAAUUGUCUAUAAUCGGUCUUUGCAUAAAAUUUGGCGACUUGGAUACCCUCAGCGCUUUGAUGAACAACGGCAGUUUUCGUGAACAAAUUAUACAGAGAGGUCUCAGGGAGGCAAUUGACGAAAAUUCCACGGACGGCGUCGAGUUGUUGUUCAAAAACGGGGCCAGACCGGAUCUAGACACAAUGAAAAUUGCCUCCACAAAGUCCGUGAGCGUAUUUGAGGCGGUUUUUCGGAAGUUUCGAAAAGACUUUAAGAUCUACGCUUUACAGCAUCCGGAGCAUAUCGUCCGAGAACUUGUCAUGCCCGCCAUUUUAACGCGCAACACAGGCAUCGUUAAAGUGCUUAUUCAAAACGGUGCCCCCGUACAUUGCAAGGGUUUCUACACGCCACUGGCGAUGGCGGUCCUUGAAAAUCAACCGGAAGUGACGCAAAUCCUUCUAGAGAGUCACGUGGACCGGAACAUGGAACUCCAAGGUUGCAAUUUACUUGAUAUUGCAAUCUGCAUGGGCUAUACGGAAGUUACCGACGUACUCCGGAAAUUUGGCUUUAAGCGGAAGAACAAAUCCCCGAAAGACAUAGUGCCGUGUAGCCUUCUGAUCGGGAUAGCCAGUAAGCUGGAUCUGGUAACUGAUGUGAUGAAGCUGCGACGUCAGAUCGAGAUGAAGCAUCACGCGCACAAUGACGACACUGUGCUGCACGUGGCUUUGAAAACGAGGCUGAGUCGCGCGCUCAUCGGCGAGCUGCUGAAAAUGGGCUCUGACGUGAACGCGAAAAAUAAAAAGCAGGAGACGCCAUUAAUGUGCGCGGUUUCCAAGGAGUCGGGCGUCGAAACCGACGUCAUCCGGGAGAUCCUUUACUACAAUCCCGUUCUCGAGCAGUGUGAUAAAUCGGGUAAGACGACGCUGGCUCUUGCCAUUGCUAACGACCAGUCUGAAAAGGAGAAGAACAGAAGAGAAGAGCAGACGACCAAGAGUAAAGGUUCCUGUGCGAACGUGAACGUAAAUGAAUCGAUCGCGCCGCUUCUGCUCGACUGCGGUUACAACGUUAAGUACGAUUACGUCAAAAAGCCGCACCAUACCGUGUACGCACUGCGUGCAGUCUGGAAAGACCUGGCGGCCACAAUCGGCUGCGGACGUUACGGACUCGCCAUUCAGGACAACCCCAAGUUGCUUCAGAUACGAUGCCGCGAGAUUUUACGGCGCUCGAAUCCGGGUAUUCAUUUGCACCGGUUUCUCGAGCGAAUGAAAGUACCGUCAGAUAUAAGCGAUUUUGUGCUUAUGACGUCCGUAUUAAAGGGACAGUAAAUCUCUAGAACUAUAUCUGGUUAUGAUAUUAUUGUUAAAACAAUUUACAGUAUUGCUGAUUUUCUUUCUAAAAUAUGGUCCGAUUUCAUUAUUUACCGUAUAUGUUAUACAUGUUUAUACAGAUGUACAGUCUUCGCAAAA